CUUAUGGAGUCACCAAAAAGCGUCGCGCGCUGUGGACUGUGAGAGAAAUGCUAAGCUAAUUGUUAGAAAGCCGCACUUUACCUCAGGACAUGGAGCCGCAUGUCGCCAUGCUGCUCGUUUUCAAUAGCGAUUAGGGAAAUGCUACAUUUUGAAGAAAGGUUUUCCUCUAAAAAAGGAAGCGGCAUCGUGUGUCUCAUAUCGUAAAAUUCCUGAGGAGAAUUAAGGAGCUGAGGAACAGCAGGUAACAUUUCAGGUUUUAUAUUAGGGGUAGGGUUUUUUGUCGAAUAUCUCGACACAUGGAAGUGUCCAGUGUUUUUCCUGGAAUAGCCUCUAUAUGUUAGAGGUGUUGGAGUGGACUGAAUACAGUGGCUUGCCGAGUUGAAGACUUUUGGCGCGAGACUCAGAGAUCAGAAGGGCGGACAGUCACAGAGCCACUGGACCUCAUCAACACUCAGGAGCUUCUGACCGGUUGUUGAUGGAGAAGAUUUCGAAUGACAGCCGGAACGGUGGUCAUCACAGGUGGAAUCAUAGCUGCGGUCAUCUUACUGACUAUUGUUACGGUGCUGUGUUGCUGUAGGCUGCAGUAUUACUGUUGUAAGAGUGAUGGGUCGGAGAUGGAGGAGGAGGAGGAGGAGGAGGAGGAGCCUGACUUCACCAAAUCCUUACCCAGUUCAGCACAUCAGUCAGACUCUGCAAUCCACCCGCAUUCUCUGCAACCACCAAGCCCUCCAAGUCCUCCAAGUGUUUUGACUUCACCAAGCCCACUGAGUAUUAUAUCUCUUCCAGAACAAUCAUUCUCUAAGCAGUUUCUCACAACCGCAGAGCUUCACAAGCCCAACGGGCCGGCAAUCUGCAGACGCUAUAGCCCGGCUCUAUCCCCUGCUCCCAUACGCUCAUACAUGUUCUGCCCCUCAUGCUCUGGCCUACUGCCCUUCUACCUACCCCCAGAGCAGCAGGAAGUAAGGAACGGAGGAGGAAGGAUCAGCUACAGGAGCUUAGAGCAGCAAGAGUUAGACUUGCCUACAGACAUAUCGAGCUUUAACCAGCUUAACCUCAUACGUUCUAUAACUAUGAGGGAGGUGGUCACACACCAGAGCAUCAGUACUGAUGUGUAAUUCUUAUGAAGACCUGUGUUGAGACUUCAUUUACUAGAGCGGGUUCACGUUGCUUUUUAUCUGGAAAGGAUAUAAAGAUUUACAUGGGGUAUCUGAACUGUGGAAGUGUGUUGGAGGAUAAUUAACAAUAUAAACCUUGAUAGUGUUAAAAGACUUUGUGUUUAUGGACAACAACAAAGAAGAAUAUGAUAAUGAACCUGAGAUAUGCUAUCAAUAUCUGUACAUGCGUUUAUGUUUAAAAAAAAUGUUUUAUGGAAUUGUUGUAUGUUUUGUUUAUCACAAGACUAAUUAGACUUGUACAAGGUACACAAAUUAGAUAUAAGUUUAUCAGUAACAAUUAAAUUUUAAUUAAUUAAUUAAUUAAUUAAUUACAUUUUUUUAAAACUACUAUUAGUGACCGAAGGUGUUCAUAAAUAUGUAAAUAUAAUAAUAAUGACAACAACAACAACAACA
Hemibagrus wyckioides is the source of this 1568-nucleotide messenger RNA. RefSeq names its product protein FAM163B (gene fam163b). The transcript has 3 exons. The record is from RefSeq and is a predicted model, not a curated record. Bases 492 to 1115 code for a protein of 207 amino acids. NCBI's taxonomy places the organism in Eukaryota, Metazoa, Chordata, Actinopteri, Siluriformes, Bagridae.